AUGACUUCCAACCCAUCCUACGGCAAGACAAGCAGCGGCAUCGAGAUCGCCCAAGCCUACGCAGACAGUAUCAAAGGCAAGACCGCACUCAUUACCGGUGUAUCGACUGGUGGUAUUGGAGAUGCCAUCACUCGAGCCUUUGCUCAUGCAGGCGCUGCGACCAUCAUUAUCACUGGUCGUGAUGAUGCUAAGAUGUCCGCCGUCCGGAAAGCCCUCUCUGCCGACUAUCCAGGCACCAAGUUCCGCUCCCUCAAAUUAAACCUCAACUCUCUCGCUGCCUCUAAGAAAGCAGCGCAGGAGAUCCUUGAAGACGCUUCAAUCAAGCAGGUCGACAUCACUGUUGCGAAUGCUGGCUUUGGUACCGGCAGAGACGAACGAGAAGUCACUGAGGAUGGCAUCGAGUCCCACUUUGGCGCGAACCAUCUGGCGCACUUCGUCUUCAUCACCACCCUGCUUCCCAAGAUCAAAGCCGCAGCAAAGAAGAACCCACCUGGUGCAACCCGUAUCAUCACCUUGAGCUCUAACGCAAACGCAGCCAGCCCCAUCCGCUUCAGUGACUGGAACUACGAAAAGCACUCUACCGACGUGCCUGACGACGAGCAACCUAGUUGGAUCCUUCAUCCACUCAUGGAUCUCCCUGCUGACCCUGUACCUUUCUCCUUCCUGGUUGCAUACGGACAGUCUAAGACGGCUAACGUGCUGAUGGCCGUCCAUCUCAACAAGCUUUUGUCGAAGGAGGGUAUCGCAGCAUUCUCACUGCAUCCCGGUGUUGUGGGGAGCACUGGGCAGAAAGCGCUCAUUACCCCAGCUCAGAGUGCCAAAUUGGAGGCCAUGUUGGGAGCACCCAAGACAAUCGAUCAAGGCGCUGCAACGGCUGUGGUGGCGGCCUUGGACCCGGGCUUGAAGGGUGGGGAGAAGGUUUAUUUGGACGACUGUCAGUUCACCGACCAGGUUCCGGCAUGGGCUACAGAUGCCCAGGCUGCAGAGAGGCUUUGGAAGUUGAGUGAGAAUAUUGUGAAGGAGAGGCUGGGAUGA
This is a messenger RNA of Didymosphaeria variabile, 1035 nucleotides long. RefSeq lists its product as uncharacterized. The transcript has a single exon. Bases 1 to 1035 code for a protein of 344 amino acids. The record is from RefSeq and is a predicted model, not a curated record. Lineage: Eukaryota; Fungi; Ascomycota; Dothideomycetes; Pleosporales; Didymosphaeriaceae.